AUGCACAGGUGAUACAUGAAAGGACCAUUAAUCCUCUCCAUUCUUUGUUUAUGUCAUUUAGAUGAUUAAUGCUUAUAAUAUUCAGUAACUUGCACAAAGCUGUCUCUGUCCUCUUCAGCUUGCUUCUUCUUCAUCCCCUUCAAUAUUCUGUCUCUGCCCCCCAGUUUUUUUGGUUCUUUCUUCGUCCUUGAUCACUACCUCUGUCUCUGCCACACCUUGCCACCUUCUGUCAGAACCUUUGACUCAAGAACAUGCUAGUGGCAUUGCUCUUACUUCUGGCGUUGAGCAAUGAAGUGAGAGUUAAUGGUGAUGGUAGACAAUGUGAGUGUAGUCCAACACUGAAGCCAAGGCCACACAGUGUCUCCAUUUUGGAGUUUGGUGCGGUUGGGGAUGGUAAAACAUUGAACACUAUUGCAUUCCAAAAUGCCAUCUUCUAUAUCAAGUCAUUUGCUGACAAGGGUGGUGCUCAGCUAUACGUGCCGCCGGGGACAUGGUUGACUCAAAGUUUCAAUCUUACUAGCCACCUUACCCUCUUUUUGGAAAAGGGUGCUGUCAUUAUAGGAUCUCAGGAUCCAUUUCACUGGGAUGUUGUUGAUCCCUUACCUUCUUAUGGCCGAGGAGUUGAAGUUCCUGGGGGAAGAUAUCAGAGCUUGAUAAAUGGAUACAUGUUACAUGAUGUGGUCAUAACAGGCAAUAAUGGAACUAUUGAUGGCAUGGGAUUGGCUUGGUGGGAAUUGUUUAGCUCUCAUUCCCUGAACUACAGCCGUCCUCAUCUGAUUGAAUUAGUGGCAUCUGAUCAUGUCGUAGUUUCAAAUCUUACAUUCUUGAAUGCCCCUUCAUAUAGCAUCCAUCCAGUUUAUUGCAGCAAUGUACAUAUUCAUAAUAUUUCAAUCUCUGCUCCUCCAGAAUCUCCUUAUACUGUUGGCAUAGUACCAGAUUCUUCUGACCAUGUUUGUAUAGAGGAUUGUAUCGUUGCAACGGGCUAUGAUGCAAUAGCCCUCAAAAGUGGGUGGGACGAAUAUGGCAUUACCUAUGGCAGGCCCACUGAGAAUGUACACAUCAGAAGGUUGCAUCUGCGAGCUUCUUCUGGCUCAACUAUUGCAUUUGGCAGUGACAUGUCUGGUGGCAUUUCAAAUAUUCUUGUGGAGAAUGUUCAUCUUUACAACUCAGCUAGUGGCAUUGAGUUCAGAACCACAAGGGGUAGAGGUGGUUAUAUGAAAGAAAUCAUGAUAUCAGACAUAGAAAUGGAGAAUAUCUACACGGCAAUCACUGCCACAGGUCAUUGUGGCUCUCAUCCUGAUGACAAAUUUGAUCCUAAUGCUCUCCCACUUUUGGACCACAUUGUUUUGCAAAAUAUGAGUGGCACAAACAUCACUAUUGCUGGAAGCUUUGCUGGACUACAAGAAUCUCCCUUCACAAACAUAUGCCUUUCCAACAUAACUUUGUCUAUAAAUUCUGUUUCUUCCAUUAUUUGGGAAUGCUCAAAUGUCUUUGGAUUUUCAGAUUCUGUCCUUCCCAGACCCUGUGAUGACCUUGAGACCCUUUCAGAUUGUCUCUCCCCACUAAUUAUCAAGGGAAAAGAUGCAAUCCUGUGAUAAUAAUCGUUGAUCAAAGGUUCAUAUUCUUGAGUUCCCUAUUUUAAGUCCCUGAAAAAGUGAAUAGCCACUUGCUAUCUCAGAUUAAGCCACAUUCUUUCCAAUAAGACAGUUUAUUCACAUUAUUCAUUUCCCAUCCUCAGCUUUGCAUUCUUGCAUGCUGCAAGCAGCACAUUACAUGUACAGCUUCAUUUCUUUAUUCAUAUGUAAUGAAAUUUUGGUAGUGCCCAACUGAGGACUCAAUUUAGUGGUUUUGCUUUUGCAUUAGUCCAUUGUGAUGAUUUCGCUGCAAAGUUUAAAGCAUGUGCGAUGGAUUUGGGCGAUGAGAAUUGAAGAAAUUUCUACUCGUGCCAUAUAUUAUUUUAUCCAUGUAAAAUUUGUAUAAUUUUAAAUCGGUAUUUUGUUGAGUAACAAAAUUAUCUAGAGCUCCCUUCCAUGAUAUAUGGCACACCAAUAGAAGAAAAAGAAGAAGAACAAAAUCUUAUUGGAAAUCUGACUCCUCCCAGUGAUUAACAUGAUCCUUC
Molecule: messenger RNA, 2119 nt
Organism: Abrus precatorius (Indian licorice)
Lineage: Eukaryota; Viridiplantae; Streptophyta; Magnoliopsida; Fabales; Fabaceae
Product: probable polygalacturonase
Exons: 6
Coding region: 252-1595 (447 amino acids)
Biological process (GO): carbohydrate metabolic process
Molecular function (GO): polygalacturonase activity
Source: RefSeq, a predicted model, not a curated record